AUGGCCUUUUUGUCCCAACGGUCUAGCUGGCUUCCGUGCCUCAGAAUUCGCCCGGAGCUGCGGUGGGAGAAGGGAAGUUUUGCCCUCCGGAACGCACGCGAGCCGUCCGUCACUGGAUUGCUCGCCAACCUAAUUUCACAUCACCCCCCCGUUGCUGGUUCGACUUGGAUAACCCUUUUUUCGCUCAUUACGACUUGCACGAAACACGAUACCAAAAAACCACCAUUCAUUUUUACUUUUGCAAUGCUUUCAUUAAAGACGACAGUUUUGGCGCUUCUGGCUGCCACCGCCACGGCCAUGCCCGCCACGGUCCGCCUCACCCCGCGCCAGAUGCAAUACCACACCCUCGCCAAGCGUCAGCAAGAGGAGGCCGCAGCCGCCGGCCUGAGCGACUUUGACAUUCUCCAAUUCGCUCUGACCCUGGAAAACCUCGAAGAGUCCUUUUACCGCCAAGGCUUCGCCAAGUUCCCGGCCUCCGACUUUGCCGCGCUCGGUCUCGACGAGCAGGCCAUUUCGGACCUGCAGCAGAUUGGCAAGACCGAGGCCGAGCACGUCGGCCUGCUGCAGUCGUCGCUCGCGCAGGGCGGCGUGCAGCCCGUGCAGGCGUGCGAGUACGAGUUUGGCUUCACCGACGCCGCCGCCAUGGUCCAGACGGCCGCCGUGCUCGAGAACAUUGGCGUCUCGGCGUACCUCGGCGCCGCACCGCUGCUCUCCGACAAGGCCAUCCUCGGCACCGCCGGCUCCAUCCUCACCAUCGAGGCCCGCCACCAGUCCGCCAUCCGCGUCUUCUCCAAGCAGGUCGCCGUGCCCCAGGCCUUUGACGCGCCCCUCGGGCCCCGCGCCGUCUUCUCCCUCGCCGCCCCCUUCAUCAAGUCCUGCCCCGAGGGCUCCAACCUCAAGAUUGAAGCCUUUCCCAAGCUCGCCAUGGAGCCUGGCAGCGCCACCGAAGGGGCAGGCGGCAACGGAACCCGCAGCGCCGCCGGCGAGAGCGGAGGCAAGAGCGGCGUCCUCUCCGUCGGCUCCAACUUUCGCGUCCAGGCCGAUGCCGCCACGAGCGCCGGCGCCACCAACUGCGCCUUCACGUCCGGCGGCGUCUUUCCCGGCGGCACCGCCUUUUCCAAGUUUUCCCAGACAGAAGGCUGCCAGGUGCCCCAGGGCGUUGCUGGCAUCACCUACGUGACCCUCACCAAGGGCGCGCCGCUGACUGGAGCUAUUUCUGACGACCUCAUUGUCGCCGGGCCCAUGGCCGUGGUCGUCUCGUAA
Molecule: messenger RNA, 1263 nt
Organism: Cordyceps militaris CM01
Lineage: Eukaryota; Fungi; Ascomycota; Sordariomycetes; Hypocreales; Cordycipitaceae
Product: Ferritin/ribonucleotide reductase-like protein
Exons: 3
Coding region: 1-1263 (420 amino acids)
Source: RefSeq, a predicted model, not a curated record